Molecule: messenger RNA, 633 nt
Organism: Monascus purpureus
Lineage: Eukaryota; Fungi; Ascomycota; Eurotiomycetes; Eurotiales; Aspergillaceae
Source: the annotation of a GenBank genome assembly
AUGGACUUCCAUCUUGCCGCUCGAGGCCCGGACAGGAACUACACCGGGUUCCUCACAAAAACAAUCGUCUAUAUGGCCACUCUGGUCAUCUUCCUCCUCGCAUUCGCUUUUACUCUCUCCUCCAUCAUAAUCCCGAAGUGGAUCAGCUAUAAUAGUGACAAGCCUCCAAUCCACUACUCCUACGGUCUAACCAGUCGCUGUUCCUGGCUCUCAAAAACAUGCGAACCCUUUCCCCAACGUGACGACUGUCACGGCGAAGACCGAUACUUUUGCUCCAUGUGGCGCUCCGUCAGCUUCCUCAUGACCUUCGCCGUUGUUGUUGAGGGAAUCUGCAUUGUCGCGUACCUCGUCAUACUCACAGGUGGGAAACGACUGCGCGAGUCGGGGUGGAGGUUCCUUGCGUUUCUGAUCCUUAUUGCUGCCAUUGUGCAGGCGGCCAGCAUGGCAUUGGUGGCCUACCUGUAUGACAACGAGCCCCGCUUCUUCGCUGGUUGGAAACUCGACGAGUCCUGGGCUUGUUGCACCGCUAGCUGGUGCUUGACUGUGCUCUGCGCGGGAGCUAUCGUUAUUGCGGCCAAGACGCUUCCAUCGGAGGGUGGUUAUGAGUUGAUUCCCGACCAGCUUUAUGAAUGA